Molecule: messenger RNA, 938 nt
Organism: Vitis riparia (riverbank grape)
Lineage: Eukaryota; Viridiplantae; Streptophyta; Magnoliopsida; Vitales; Vitaceae
Exons: 4
Coding region: 209-619 (136 amino acids)
Source: RefSeq, a predicted model, not a curated record
ACACACUCUAAAAUCAUCACUCCAAAGCAAAGUGAUGUUGGGCGAUUGGCUGAUCACCUGACUAAUGCUAAAGUGGCUCUGUACACCCCAUAGGGUUUGCUAGCAGUGCAUAAGGCCCGAUCUCCAUCUGCACAAAAGCAAUCGAUAUUUUUCUCCAAACACUGCUUUUCUAUCAAUCUCUGAGUUCAAGGGCGACAAAAAAAUUUCAAUGAGCACGGCUACUCCACCGAAGACUUGUCCUUCUCAAUUGGUCGUUUUAAACAAAGCAUUCAAAUUGGCUGAGCAAUGGGUUAAGAAUAUGUCCACACCUUUAGAGGAUGAACCAACUGAAGUUAAGUUAGAAGCCCGACCUUCUAGGCUUGGACUGGGUGCUAAAGUUUCACGUCAAUCCAAAAUUGGGCCUUCAAAUGAUCCCAUUGAAAGAAAAUUAUAUGCUAAGUUGGAUGCUGGGAAAAGAAAAUCUUCCAAAAGUAGCAAGGAGUCUACUCUAUCUGCAAGAAAUGGAAGUGACAAUAGUGAUGAUAGUGAUGAGGAUCUAGAGAGCAGAACCAAAUCAUUUAGCAAGAAGCGAGUAGUUCCUCCAACCUCAUCUCUACAGAGAAACAAGAAAUCAAAGUAACUUGCCACCUUACGAAAUAGUAUUUACUAUUUUUCUCAAGCAGUCCUUUUUCUUGCUUAUGCUUCUUUUACAAUAGAGAAAUCUAAAAUGCUUAGUCUGAAAAUUAUCUGUUUUGACAAUUAUUUGAAUGGAAAAUAUUUAUGAGGAAUGUUAUAUUUUGUUUGCAGAAGUUGCAUAAUCUCAGUUGAUGAGCUUUCUUCUGUUAGUUUGUAAUUCUUUGUAAUUUUCUUACUAUAUUCUACGAAUAUUGCAAGUAUAUGAAUCGUUGAAUUUGCUUUUGUAGAUUCUUGAUAUAUGCCUAAACAUCAUUCUAUUCGAA